AUGACCGGGCUAAUGGCCACUAUCCAAGCUGCUGUGCAUAUUACUAUAACGUGUCAAAAGAUUCAGUUUACUACAAAAGAUGACACCCAUUAUCAUGGGCUUCUGGCCGGCUGCAUGUUUCUUUCGCUUUUGAUCCUGCCUCUUGUGAAACGUCGAGUUUACGAGGUUUUCCUGGUGACUCACCUUUCGUGCGCGUUUUCGGCACUUUUUAUGAUUUGGAAACAUAUCCAGCCGAGAGCAGAAACGUCUCGCAGAUACGUUCUGAUAUGUGUCGGUUCUUCUGUUGUAACGGGUGCGCUCCAACUCCUUCGCAUUCUCUUCCGCAAUAUAGUGUUCGGGAGAAAGUCCGUGAGGAUAAGCAUUAAACCACAUGCAGAGAAGAUAGUGUGUGCUAAGCUGUGUCUACCGCGGCCAUGGACAGUACGUGCUGGUGAACGAGUUACUCUGGGGGUGCCAUCUGUUGGCCUAUUCUAUCUUUUCCAGGCCCACCCAUUCAGCAUCACUUGGUGGGAAGAGAACGACGAGGGCAAAGCAAGUGCGGUUUUUUUGCUUUUCCGGGCUCGGACCGGAUUCACACGAAAGGUUCUCAAAUGUUUGGAGUCGGAUCGCGAAUACUGGGCUUGGAUUGAUGGACCGUUUGGACCAUCUUCAGUCCAUCAAUGUGGUUCCACUCGUGACCUGGGCGAUUAUGGACACGUUCUCAUGGUUACCACUGGCAUUGGAAUUGCAGCCCAACUUCCUUACAUGAAAGAACUACUGCAAAGGCGUCGAGAGGCGGGUGUACGCACGCGAAGAAUCUCUCUUGUGUGGCAGCUUGAUCAAACUGGAGACUACGAGUGCGCAAGGGACUGGCUCCAGUACUUACUCAAACAAGAUGAUGGAUACGUGUGUGCCCAACGCUGA
This is a messenger RNA of Aspergillus tanneri, 903 nucleotides long. Its product is annotated as NADPH oxidase family protein. The coding region runs from base 1 to 903 and encodes 300 amino acids. Gene Ontology annotation, cellular component: plasma membrane. Gene Ontology annotation, molecular function: ferric-chelate reductase activity. The transcript is spliced from 2 exons. Lineage: Eukaryota; Fungi; Ascomycota; Eurotiomycetes; Eurotiales; Aspergillaceae. Gene Ontology annotation, biological process: intracellular iron ion homeostasis; copper ion import; iron ion transport. The record is from RefSeq and is a predicted model, not a curated record.